Venturia canescens is the source of this 1482-nucleotide messenger RNA. Its product is annotated as odorant receptor 4-like. The transcript has 5 exons. NCBI's taxonomy places the organism in Eukaryota, Metazoa, Arthropoda, Insecta, Hymenoptera, Ichneumonidae. Bases 217 to 1392 code for a protein of 391 amino acids. The record is from RefSeq and is a predicted model, not a curated record. Gene Ontology annotation, biological process: detection of chemical stimulus involved in sensory perception of smell; sensory perception of smell. Gene Ontology annotation, molecular function: odorant binding; olfactory receptor activity. Gene Ontology annotation, cellular component: plasma membrane.
AUCCCUUUUAUGUUCCCUCCGAUUUCUACUUGUAUACUCUAAUCUAAUAGGAUUUAUAAAAGGAAUGACUAACUAUGCGACAUCGUAGUGGCUCGAUGUUGCGCGUACUCGACAAGUGUCUUCAGUCAUCAAUGAGAAACGAGCGACCGAGGAGCGCACUGAACACGACCCAGUGCCCGAGUGACAGAGUUUACGGUGUGACGAACUUCGCGAAUCAUGCAGAAAACUCGAUAUUUUCGUAGCUCGAACGAUUUAAACAUCGCCGUAAACCUUCUAUCCGGAAACUUAUUUCCACUCGGUGAUGGAAGAUCGAAGCUCUGCUUGCUCUCGAUUUUAUGGAUAAUCGGCAUGUGGAUCGUAAAAAUAACGUAUUUUUUCACCGGGCUAUUGGGCUCCUUAUAUUUCGCGGAAUUGACUACGGAAGAGGUGUUCAAAAAGUCGGGAGCCAUGGGUGUUCUGUCCGCCGAAGUGAUCAUUCCGACGGCUUAUCUCAAUUUACGAAGAAAUGAGCUACGAAAUUUAAUUGAUCAGUACAAUCUUUUACUCAUCGAUUCCGAUGAUUUAAGGCGUUGCGUACACGACACCUUGGAGCCUUAUAGAAGAGGCUUGAAGUUUUACAUGAUCGCUUGUUUCCUUGCGACUUCAGCGUGGUCAGCGGCACCGAUAUUGCUAAUUCUCAAUACCGAUAAGUUUACCUACGCCGAUUUCACUGUACCGGCCUAUGUGCCCGGUGAACCAUUCGGAAAAACGGUUUUUGCUGCUGGUGCGAUUUUCCAAGUUUUCGGAAGUUGCUCCAUACAUUUCGGAAAAAUCAGCGUAGAUCUUUACGUUAUUCACCUCAUUGCUGUCCUGGCAGCUCAAUAUAAAUUUGUUGGUGAAGAAAUAUCGCGAGCCCUUCGCGACGAAAGCGAUGGAAAAGACGAGCUCACCGUCAUCGACGCCCUUCACCAAUGUGUUUGCUACCAUUCUUCCGUUAUUCAAAUCGGUCGACGACUCACCAAAGUAUUGGCAUUUUAUAUCGGCGCAACUUAUCUCAGUUGUAUAUUGAAAUUCUGUUUCUUAGCAUUUGGAGUAAUAACGUUCGGAAGCGCUAACAUUGAAAAAGUCGCAUAUUUAGUGUACGUUUCUGCCUGCAUUGUACAAGUAUUUUUGCUCUGCUCGUCCAUCGAAGACUUAUUGACUGAGAGCACAUCGGUAACAGAAGGAGCGUUCCAUGAAAAUUGGUAUGCUCGUAGUACGGCCGUGAAAAAAAUUUUUUGCAUGAUGGAAGUGACAAAUCAAAUGGAGUGCCGACUGAGCGCUUAUGGAAUCGUCGAUCUCAUCGUACCAACUUUAGCAUUGAUACUCAGCAAAUCGUACUCCGUCUGCCUGCUUCUCCUCAAAAUGAACUGAAUCACCCAAAUCUAAUUCGAUCAAAAUCUUUUGAUACUUAUCAAAAUGUAUGCCAAUGAAAAUUCACUUCAAAUAUAUUGAAACGAAACA